This is a messenger RNA of Malurus melanocephalus (red-backed fairy wren), 3595 nucleotides long. Its product is annotated as toll-like receptor 2. Gene Ontology annotation, biological process: toll-like receptor signaling pathway; inflammatory response; immune response. The coding region runs from base 1 to 2616 and encodes 871 amino acids. Lineage: Eukaryota; Metazoa; Chordata; Aves; Passeriformes; Maluridae. Gene Ontology annotation, cellular component: membrane. Gene Ontology annotation, molecular function: transmembrane signaling receptor activity; triacyl lipopeptide binding; protein binding. The record is from RefSeq and is a predicted model, not a curated record. The transcript has a single exon.
AUGAGGAUCCUUCCUGGCUACCUUCAUUUCUGCUUCAUUCCUUUCUUACUCAGCGGAGCACAGGGAUUCCUAGCACCUCCAGCCUUCCUGGUUUAUAACUACUCCUAUUCAAACCUCUCCUCUGUCUCAGAAGCACAAGCUCCAAAAACAGCAAGAACUCUCAAUUUCUCACAUAAUGUUAUUGAGAAAAUUACCCAGAGAGACUUGGAAGGAUUUGACAGGCUGGAAGUUCUGGACCUUUCCUAUAAUCGGAUCAGGGAUGUUGAGCCUGGAGCGUUUCAGAGUCUGCUCAACCUGAUUUCUGUGGAUUUGUCAUUUAAUGAUGAGAAGCUGCUUCUGUCAGAUCUCCCACCCCACCUGAAGCUCUCACCUGCUGGCAAAGCUCCGGGGUCUUUGCAGCUUUCCAAGAAUUCUGACAAAACCUCAGGGGCUGCUCCGGAACCUUCUGCUYCCACCGAGGAGCUGCCACAUUCCAGAGUUCUGUCUCUCCGGCAAAUCCUUAACCCCAGGCUCAGGAGAGGCACAGAGAAUCUUCUUCGGAAGGGAGAGAGGAACACAACRGCCCCUCCCACAGCCACACCCGAGCCCAGCCUCUGCGGAAUUCCCACCAACGGGAUACUCGACCUGUCCCACAGCAACCUCACCGCGGAAGAGCUGAUGUUAAAACUGGAUGAGAAUCUCUGCCGAGCUCAGCUGGGCAGGAUUUUGGAGCUUGACAUCAGUCACAACAACGUGGAAAUGGAUCUUCUGUCACUGUUUUCCCUGUUCUACCCAAUGGAAAACACGCUGUCUAUMGAUGCCAGCUCCAACAAGAUAACCAUUAACAUCCUGGAUCCCAAGUCCUUCUGUAACUUCCCAUCCCAUCAGCUUUUGUUCCUAAACAUGAGCAACAACCCCAUCAACAACCUGGAUACGCUGUGCCUCCCUUCCAGCAUCAGGGAAAUUGAUUUGUCCUUCACCAACAUCAGCCAAAUACCCCUAACUUUCGCUCAAAAACUGUUUAACUUGGAAAAAAUGCAUGUUCAAGGAAACCACUUCAUCUACACAGCAUUUUCAGACAGUGGGAAUGCACUUCCAACGUGUCUCCCUCCCCCUGGAACUGUACACAUCAACGCCAUCUCCUUUGUCAGGAAAGAGGUUGGGACACCCAUUGAAAGCCUUCCUGGGARAGUGAAACACCUGGGAAUGUCCAACUGCUCCAUUGUGGAGCUGCCGGAGUGGUUUGCUGACACAGYGGAAGAACUGUUAUUUCUGGACCUYAGCAGCAACCACAUUUCUGCACUUCCCAAUUUCCCCUCCUCCCUGCGGCAUCUCGACAUCAGCAACAAUGGCAUCAGAGUCAUCCCCCCCACUCUGAAAUCCCUCUCCACCUUAACAACAUUUAAGAUUCAGAGUAACAAAAUUACAGAUAUGCAUGCUGAGUAUUUCCCAWCAGCCUUAAAAGAAUGUGAUUUUAGUAAAAACAAGGUGAAGGUGUUGUCCUUAACUGAUGCCCUGGAGAAGCUGGAAYACCUCAAUGUUUCUGGGAACCUGAUCAAGCAGCUGGAGCUCACCGGCCGCCUUCCUGCCCUGACCAGCCUGGACAGCAGCCACAACCUGAUCCCAGAGCUGCCUGAUGCCUUUGGRAAAUCCCUCCCAGGGCUCAAGUAUUUUAACUUAUCGGGGAAUAAGAUCUCCUUUCUGCAGCGUGACUCUCUCCCACCUUCUCUGGUCGAGCUGGACAUCAGCGACAACGCCAUCACGACCAUUGUGGAGGAGACCUUCGGCCCUCUGACGAGCCUCAGGGUCCUGACUGUCCAAGGGGAGCAUUUUUUCUGUACCUGCGACCUGUACUGGUUCGUGAACGUCUACAUCCACGAGCCCCAGCUGGAGAUCAGGGGCAGGGAGGCUGUGAGGUGCAGCUUCCCCCCGGAGCGCCGGGGCUCCCUGGUGAGCAGCAGCCGGCUGACGCUGCUGCGCUGCUCGCUGGGUGUCCAGCUGGCCGUGACCGCUGGUGCCGCUGGCCUGGCCGUGCUGGCCCUGACAGCGCUCUGCUGGCGCCUGGACGGGCCCUGGUACAUCAGGAUGGGCUGGUACUGGUGCAUGGCCAAGAGGAAGCAGUACGACAAGAGGCCRGAGAACAAGCUCUUCGACGCCUUCAUCUCGUACAGCGAGCACGAUGCUGACUGGACCAAAGAGAUGCUGCUGGAAAAGCUGGAAAACGASGGCUUCAAGAUAUGUUACCACGAGAGGGAUUUCAAACCAGGGCACCCCGUGCUUGGCAACAUUUUUUACUGCAUAGAGAACAGCCAUAAGGUGCUUUUUGUUCUCUCRCCCAGCUUCGUGAACAGCUGCUGGUGCCAGUAUGAGCUGUAUUUUGCCGAGCACCGGGUCCUGAAUGAAAACCUGGAUUCCCUGAUCAUGAUCGUGCUGGAAGACCUCCCGCCCCACAGCAUCCCACAGAAGUUCAGCAAACUCAGGAAACUGCUGAGAAGGAAAACCUACUUGAAGUGGAGCCCUGAGGAACACAAGCAGAAGAUGUUCUGGCAUCAGCUAAAAGCUGUCCUAAAAACCACCAACGAGCCGCUGGUGAGAGCAGAGAAUGGAUCUGCUCUGGAAAUGCAGGAGCUGGAAUGAGACCCAGGGAACUGUGAGGGCUGUGACUGGGAAGCCUGUGGUCCAAUAAAAGCAUUUACUYCCUUCAAUGGCUGCUGAGAUGGCAAGGGGUUUGUCUGGAUCAGCCCCAGGAGAGACUCCCAGUGGGACUGCAGCACGCCCAUUAUCCCCACUGAUAAAGGAUCCUGAAGGGAUGAGGCCAGAGUGCUGAUAAAAGCCUUGGAUGCUUGAAUUUCUCCAGCUAUUUCCAGCAUUUCUCUAAGUGCUGUGGAUGUCACCUGAAAGCAAGAACAGCUCGGGUCACACUGCAUGUCCUUGCUGCCUUCUCGAGGUGGUGGCAGUGAGCAGUGUCUUAGGACUGGAGCAAAGUUUCCUGGUUCUGGGACAGCGUAAGGCAGGAACACUCUGUGGAGGUAAGAGAGCCACAAACCACACCGCCACACAGGGAGCAGCUCCUUGCCUGAUCUGGCAAGAAAUGAUUGAAGAUUUACUUAAUUUAGCCCUCURGGAGAGGCCAAACCCACACUGCUACAGACUUUGGGUUCAGUGACUGCUGGAAGAGAUGAGACUUGAAAAUGUUUUUUAAGUACAAAAUAAAAUAUACAACCAGACAAUACAAAAAGAACCAGCUGAGUGUAUUGGUUUCUGCUGUUAAAUAACUGUGGUGAGCUUUGUUUAAUCGCACAUCCCUGAGGAAUAAGCAGGUUCUGUACAUUAUUGUUUAGAUUUAGGAAAGUUCCACUUGACACAGCCACCUUGACCCAUUUCUAAUGGGUUCAGUGCAUGGCCCUUCUCCUCACCUUGCCUUCACCACUUGAUAAUUUUAUUUAUUGUGCUUGGGAAAAAACAAAAGAACUUCAGCUGAUCUAACUUUCACGUUCAAGGGAAACCAACAGACUGUGACAGAAAAUAAACACCACAAGAGGACAAAUCAUUUGGUUUAGCAUGACCUGGACUUGCUCCUAUGAUGAGCAAACCCAAACAACUUCCCAGCAGAAGA